CUUAGCCCUUUACGUACGCCAUGGAAGCACCUAUACCUAUAGACGCUUUGCCUGAAAGCUUGAAUCUUGAAUGUCUUGCACCUACACCUAUAGACGCUUUACCUGAAAGCUUGAUUCUUGAAUGUCUUGCUCGUCUGCACCUCAAGGAUAUACCUGUCGCAUCGAGAGUCUGUCAUAAAUGGCUUCAUCUUAUUGGAUCUCGUCAUUUUUACACCCUCAGGAAACAACUGGGAUUUACGAAUCAGGUGGCUUGUUUGCUCCAGCAGUCUCCUUCGCCAACAUUCUUUAAUCUCAAAUAUGCAAUCAACGUCUUUGACCCGAUGAAUCGGGAGUGGAACCGACUUCCUCCUAUCCCUAACUUCACGAAGGAGCUUCCUGGGUCGACUUCGAUUGCUAGCUCAGAAGGGAAACUCGUCGUGUUAAGCGAGUGCGAUCCGGAGAGUCGUGACCCGGUGAAGUCCUUGUUCGUGUUGGAUUUUGCAACUCAGCGGUGGAAGAAAGGCAAGGGCAUGCCUUCAAUUAGGAGUUCAAAGUUUUCCACCGUGGCUUCCCGAUCCGAUCGAGUAUUCAUCAACGGUGACCUCGGCCGUGAAGAGGGUGCGGUUUGGGAGUAUGAUGCGGUUUGGGAGUAUGAUGCGUGGAAGGACGAGUGGACUGAGUUGCAUCGGGUGAGAGGCGGGCAGAUCAUAGGGAUGAAGGUAAUUGGAGAGGAACUAUGGGUUAUAAUCGGAUGCAGAGGUAUAAAAAACAUGGGAAUGAUUGAAGGAAUUGGUGCAGAAGUGUACCAUCUUCAAACUGAGAAUUGGAGACGAGUUAAAUUGGAGUCGGGAGGAGUUAAUGAGUUAUUGUGUCCCUGCACUGACUUUGAAUUGUAUGAGUUGAUGAAGAAAUUGUCUGAGAAUAACUUCAAGGUCUUGGAAAAUUGUUUCCGACUCCAACUGGGUAAGCAAAGUUUACUAAUGGCUCCCUUCGUCACCGCUGCCACCCUCAAUGAGGGUUAUGGUCAGGAGGAAUUAUUUUAUAUGCAGUUCGAAGAUGGUAGUUUUGAAAGAAUGCAGCCAUCUAGUUCUGAUUUUUCUGGAUAUGUGGGAUCAUGCUGUUGUGUGGAACUCUAAAGUUGUGAAAACUGGAUACCAAGUAAGA
Molecule: messenger RNA, 1143 nt
Organism: Impatiens glandulifera
Lineage: Eukaryota; Viridiplantae; Streptophyta; Magnoliopsida; Ericales; Balsaminaceae
Product: F-box/kelch-repeat protein At2g44130-like
Exons: 1
Coding region: 21-1115 (364 amino acids)
Biological process (GO): negative regulation of cytokinin-activated signaling pathway; regulation of phenylpropanoid metabolic process
Molecular function (GO): protein binding
Source: RefSeq, a predicted model, not a curated record